Molecule: messenger RNA, 9385 nt
Organism: Taeniopygia guttata (zebra finch)
Lineage: Eukaryota; Metazoa; Chordata; Aves; Passeriformes; Estrildidae
Gene: GRM8
Product: glutamate metabotropic receptor 8
Biological process (GO): G protein-coupled receptor signaling pathway
Cellular component (GO): membrane
Molecular function (GO): G protein-coupled receptor activity
Source: RefSeq, a predicted model, not a curated record
GUGUCGUCUUUAGUUCUUAUUUUAAGCAGAGAUUAGAAGGCAAAUGCGCGUUUUGCCUAUUAAGAUUUUUUGGGCUGGGGAAUCCCGGGCAAUCCUCUCCGCCUGUUUCGUGGCGCCGGGAGCUUUUAUUUUUUUUUUCGUUAAUUAUUUAUCAUUUUUAUUGCCGAUAUCCUCCCCCAAUCAGAUCUAACGAAAGAGAUCCCGGACACGGUGCCGUCACAGCAGCGAACAAAAAGGGAGAAUCUCGGAACUCCCGAGCAGUGAGGUGUCCCCCCGGCUGUGUUAGCCGGGUCCUCUCCCACCCUCGGGGGAGGGGGGUACAGGGGUUCCCCCGCGCUCCCCGCCACCUUGUUCACGUUUCUCUGGCCAGGAGUGAACCCUGCCCGCCGCCGCCAAGUUCUCCGGGGCCAGGGUCGGGGCGAGGUGCCGGCCGCCCGCCCAUGCCUUGCCGGGUGGGCUCAGCUUCCUUGACUCCGCCGGGGACACCCCUGCGUCCCUGGGGAGGGAAGGGGCAGGAGGAUCCCCGCCGAGCUCCGGGGGCUUCUUCCCCCGAGGGAGAAGGCGAGAGGCUGUACCGGCACGAGGCAAGGGCUUAACUGUCCUCGGCGUGGAGCAGCGUCCCCAGCGCUGGCAUGUGCUGAUUGCAGGAAUGCAAAGUGUUGGCGGGUGAACGUACGACACGGUUAAAAAACCCAAACCAAACAAGCCAACCAACAGCAACAGAAACCAGAGAAAUAAGAAAACCAAACACAAAAACCGUACAACACAAGUAGUAAAAAUCAAUCAGUGACCCAAAGUGCAUGGAAAUCCGACGUUGGCAUUUUGGAGUUUGCAAGCUUCAGACCUCUGGGACCAGGGAUUCAUUAAACGAGACUUAGGUUUGCAUCGAGGUGGGAACAGAAGCUCAUUAAAGCUGACUAGUUGAUGCAAGGAGAGGAAGGAAUCACUGGCGGCUGGAAAUAAAAGGAGACGCUUGUUUUUGCAUCACCGCUGACGGAGGUGCAGCACUCUCGGCCGAGAACCAGGGCUCGGAGGGGACCGGCGGAGCCCUGGCUCCAGCCGGGAAAUCCGUAUGUGCCCUCCGUCCCCCGCCCACGGGCCGCCUCGGCUGCAACGCGGCGGCGGGAGGCAACUCAAAGCCGUCCUACGGCCGCUCGCUGGAAGGAGCGAGGCUGCGAGGAGAGCCGCAACCAGGCUGUGCCGGAAUCCCUCCACAGCACACGCUAGCUGGGAAGUACCUCAGCUGUAGGGCAAAAUACAAGGACAUAAGCUACUGACCUCCUUUUAGCAUCAGGACCAGACAUACUACCCUACUCCUCACCACCAAUUAACAGCAAUUGAAAAACAGCCUCAGAAAAGCUGGUCAACCCGUUCCAUCAGUGGACAUCUUUUGUAAAACACAUUUUAUGUACUUCUGCUGAGAUCUUUUUUUCUACCUACCUACCGCAUGGUUCUAUAUUACUUAUUGGGCACUGAUGGUAGCCUCCAGAAAGUGCAGCUUCAAAUGGUCAGCCUCAUCCUCUAGCAAGAAGAAAACCUGGAUACUGGAUAGCAACAAAGUCUUCAGAGAAAAUGGUAUACGAAGGCAAACGAUUGGUUUCCUGCCAUUGUUUCUUCCUGUUAACAGCAAGAUUCUACUGGAUACUCACUCUGAUGCAAAGGACUCACGGCCAGGAAUAUGCCCACUCCAUUCGACUGGAUGGGGACAUCAUCUUGGGAGGACUGUUCCCCGUUCAUGCAAAAGGGGAUAGAGGGGUGCCUUGUGGGGAGCUCAAGAAGGAGAAGGGGAUCCACAGACUAGAGGCAAUGCUGUAUGCCAUUGAUCAAAUUAAUAAAGACCCUGAUCUUCUUGCCAAUAUCACCUUAGGUGUCCGUAUCCUCGAUACGUGUUCCAGGGACACUUAUGCAUUGGAGCAGUCCCUAACAUUUGUGCAAGCAUUGAUAGAAAAAGAUGGCUCAGACGUGAAGUGUGCAAACGGUGACCCACCUAUUUUCACUAAGCCAGACAAGAUAUCAGGUGUGAUAGGUGCUGCAGCAAGUUCUGUGUCCAUUAUGGUUGCAAAUAUUUUAAGACUCUUUAAGAUACCUCAAAUCAGCUAUGCAUCUACAGCUCCUGAGCUGAGCGAUAACACCAGGUAUGACUUCUUCUCUCGAGUGGUCCCACCAGACUCCUACCAAGCACAGGCCAUGGUUGACAUCGUUACAGCCCUUGGGUGGAACUAUGUCUCAACACUGGCUUCUGAAGGCAACUAUGGAGAGAGUGGUGUGGAGGCGUUCACGCAGAUCUCCAGAGAAAUUGGAGGUGUUUGCAUUGCUCAGUCACUCAAAAUCCCUCGGGAACCAAGGCCAGGAGAAUUUGAAAAGAUCAUUAAGCGCUUGUUGGAAACUCCAAAUGCUCGAGCAGUGAUCAUGUUUGCGAAUGAAGAUGAUAUUAGGAGAAUACUGGAAGCAGCUAAAAAAGCUAAUCAGUCUGGACAUUUCCUCUGGAUUGGGUCAGACAGCUGGGGGUCAAAAAUUUCACCAGUCCAGCAGCAGGAGGAGAUUGCAGAGGGAGCAGUAACCAUUCUACCCAAGAGAACAUCCAUAGAUGGAUUUGAUAGAUAUUUUCGGAGCAGAACACUUGCUAACAAUCGAAGAAAUGUCUGGUUUGCAGAAUUUUGGGAAGAGAAUUUUGGAUGCAAGUUAGGAUCACAUGGAAAAAGAAAUAGCAAUAUCAAGAAAUGCACAGGCUUAGAAAGAAUUGCGAGAGAUUCAGCCUAUGAACAAGAAGGAAAAGUUCAGUUUGUCAUUGAUGCAGUAUAUUCCAUGGCCUAUGCCCUGCACAACAUGCAUAAAGAUCUCUGUCCUGGAUAUAUUGGUCUGUGCCCAAGAAUGAGCACAACUGACGGAAAAGAACUACUUAGCUACAUCCGGGCAGUAAAUUUUAAUGGGAGUGCUGGAACACCUGUUGUUUUCAAUGAAAAUGGAGAUGCUCCUGGACGCUAUGAUAUUUUUCAGUAUCAAAUCACCAACAAGAGUACAGAAUAUAAAGUAAUUGGUCAGUGGAGUAAUCAACUUCAUCUAAAUGUAGAAGACAUGCAGUGGGCUAACAGAGAACACACUCAUCCAGCAUCUGUCUGCAGCCUGCCCUGUAAAGCUGGGGAAAGAAAGAAAACCGUGAAGGGAGUGCCCUGCUGCUGGCACUGUGAGCGCUGUGAGGGCUACCAUUACCAGGUGGAUGAAUUCAACUGUGAACUCUGUCCCAUUAAUAAGAGACCAAAUGCCAACCGUACGGAUUGCCAGCUUAUCCCUAUAAUCAAACUGGAGUGGCAUUCUCCUUGGGCUAUCGUGCCUGUCUUCAUAGCUAUUCUCGGGAUAAUUGCCACCACCUUUGUGAUUGUGACAUUUGUCCGGUACAAUGACACGCCGAUCGUCAGGGCCUCUGGGCGGGAGCUCAGUUAUGUGCUCCUGACUGGGAUUUUUCUCUGUUACUCCAUUACUUUUUUAAUGAUUGCAGCUCCUGAUACAGUGGUCUGCUCAUUUCGAAGGAUCUUUUUAGGACUUGGUAUGUGUUUCAGCUAUGCUGCGUUGCUUACCAAAACAAACAGGAUUCACAGAAUAUUUGAACAAGGUAAAAAAUCCGUCACAGCUCCCAAAUUUAUUAGUCCAGCUUCUCAGCUGGUGAUCACUUUCAGCCUCAUAUCCUUGCAGCUUAUUGGAGUCUUCAUCUGGUUUGCUAUUGAUCCACCACACACCAUUGUAGACUACGGAGAGCAGAGGACACUUGAACCAGAAAAUGCCAGAGGAGUUCUCAAAUGUGACAUUUCAGAUCUUUCUCUCAUUUGUUCCCUUGGAUAUAGUAUUCUCUUGAUGGUCACAUGCACUGUUUACGCUAUUAAAACAAGAGGGGUUCCAGAGACCUUCAAUGAAGCAAAACCCAUUGGAUUUACUAUGUACACAACCUGCAUAAUUUGGUUAGCUUUUAUUCCAAUCUUUUUUGGUACAGCCCAAUCAGCAGAGAAGAUGUACAUCCAGACAACAACACUUACUAUCUCCAUGAGUUUAAGUGCUUCUGUGUCUCUGGGCAUGCUCUACAUGCCCAAGGUUUAUAUUAUAAUUUUUCACCCAGAGCAGAAUGUUCAAAAACGGAAGAGGAGCUUCAAAGCUGUGGUGACAGCUGCUACAAUGCAAAGCAAACUGACACAGAAAGGAAACGACAGACCAAAUGGAGAAGUCAAGACUGAACUGUGUGAAAGUCUUGAAACCAACACCUCCUCUACCAAGACAACUUAUGUCAGUUACAGCAAUCAGGCAAACUGAGCAGGGAUGAAAUGCACUGGAAGAUCUGCAGGACUGGAUCUUGCAAACAUAGACUUUACCACCACCAGAAUUCAGUCUUGAAAAUAUCAGUAGUCUACAUUCAAAUCAAUAGUCAGUCUCCUAAAGAAAAAGGAUUAAACAAAAGCAAAAGGCAAAAAGAGACAGGGGAAGGAAAAGUCCAGUUUUAUAACAUAGUGUCAAGCUUCUGAACUGUUCACUCACAAAAGGAAGCAAAUCACAAAAGGAAAACAAAUGUUAGCUUGUGAAAAAAAAAAUGCUGUUGAAAUAAAUCAUGUCUGAUGUUAUAUUUGUAAGUACUUUUUUGUGAUUGUGACAAUUUCCUUUCCUGUCCUACAUUGUUCAACUUGUAAAAGAAGAUGAGUUUGUUUCUUGUGACGGCUGACUGAAUUAAGUCCUGGGUUAUGCUAAAAAAAUGCAAUGGUCAAUGCAUGCUAAUUUUUAUACAAAAUAAUUUAUUUCUAAUAAUAAAGGAAUGUUUUGCAAAUGUUGAGACUUGUUUUGUUGCAGUUUUAAGGAAAAAAGUCCUUACACUGUUGUCUAUUGUUUGUUUAGAAUGUGCAGUAAAGGUGGGUGUACAAAUAAAAUAAAAAUCAUGGCAUCAGAAGAAUGCAGUGUAAACUCUAAGCAUGUGUGUAUGUAUGCAUGUAUGUGUGCACCUGUGUGUGUACAUACGUGCAUGCCUGCCUGCAUGCGUGUGUGUGUGUACUCUGCAGUGUGUGAAUUUAUUUGUUCAAAGCUUUGUGACUAUAUUUUCUAAUGGAAGGAUUUUUCCCUCUUACCCUCAAAGUAAGUUCAUUUUAUAUGUUUGUAAAGUAAAGGAGUCCUGAUAGUAAUUAUUUUGUAUGAUUGUAUUAUAUUUUUGAGUCUCCACUAAUAAUUUUGAUCCUUUUCAUUUCUGGAACUUACAGUUUGUAAGACUUUAUGACAGCUAGACUGGAUUAAGCUGAAAGUCUAUUCAGCCUAGUAUCCUGUCUCUGACAGGAGAAUGUAGCAGAUGCAUAUCUCAAUAAAGGUGACUUUGAAAUAACAGAAGAGAAAUCAAUGGAGAAUUUGGAAAGCAGUAGCCUAGUGAAUAUAUGUACUAUUGCCUUAUAAACACCUACAAAUCAAAGAAAUAAAUGCCAAUCUGCAAUCUAAUCUUCCUCAUAUCUAAUGCCCAUCAUUGUGUGAGGUUAAAAACAACUAUGCAAAGAGAAAGAGAAAAUCACAUUUAUAUUUAUCAUGUUAAUGAACCCCUCCAAAUAAUUUAAAAAAUACAGAUAGGGACUGUCCCAUUUGUUACUAUUCCUGUGAUGGAUGUUCUGUAAGACUUUUUCACUCCAUACAGUUCUUGCCAUUCAUCAAGUCAAUGGGUUCUCACAUGCAGCUGAUUAUUAAAUGUUAUGUCUCCUGACUUAGCCUGGAUGGCUCCUUUUGAUUUUAUCCUCACAGCAGAUGUAUUUUUGUAAUAUAUCUUAAGGGAGCUGUAGUGGGUCCUAAAUUACAUGAAUGAAAGUUGAAGUAUCUGAAACUGAAUCUCUUUCUAUUACAGUGCCAGCAUUUAAACUUCAGUGUAGCUGGCAACUGUAUGACAGUGAGUGUUCAUUUUCAAAGUAUUUGAUAAAACAUACCUAGUGUUCCCCAGAAACUGCAUGUCUGAAGUAUUGUCUGGUGAUUGCUUUGGUAUAUAUGGUAUUGUGGGCUUGGUAUGAGUGAUAUUUUGUGUGAAAUUUCCUCUAAUGACUAUGCUACAAGCACAUCAAAGCCAAAACUAUGAACUAACAUAUGCUUACUUUAAAGCAUAUAGAUGAUGCAGGUAAUGCAAUGAAACCUGCAAAAAAAAAAAUAGUAAACUGUUUUAGUUCUACUUUGUUAGCCAAUAGCUCAUAAAAUUGAAGUUUUCUUGUGGAAAUACAUUGAUUAGAUCAAUUUUUAACAAGACAGAUUUUCAUGCCAAGGAUGGAUUUCCUAAAAGAGAAAGAAAAUCUCUUUUAUCUGAAAAGCAAUAUUUUGACAGAGUUUCUUUUCAAGAAGCCUUUGAAAAGUUUCAUUUUCAAUACACAACGAAAGAAAGUUUCAGAUACUUUGGAAUAUCCAUACCUAUUAACUUAAGCAUAACCCUAUGCAUCUGAAAAAGCAGUACAUGGGAAUUGAGUUUAAAGCACAUUUCAUAUACACAUAAACAUAUGUUACAUGUACAUAAAGAUUAGUAUAUGAUAUAUAAAUAUUUUUCAGUUUCUCAGUAGUCUGAAGAAAAUGUUAUUGUAAACAGAUUUUCCAGGAUCAAUAAACAUUUUCUUUUGUUUGAAUAGCAGGUUAAAAAUGGAAUGUAAAUUAAUAUGUGCAUUUCUGUGUAAUUCUCUCUGAAACAUGGAGUUAUAUUAAGGCUGUAAGUCCCUCUGGCAUCAAUGUAACUAAUCAGAUAAAUGAGAACAGAGUAGGAAUUACAGAACAGCACUGGUCUACAGGUUUUCCCUUCAAUAGGGUGGUUAUGUGCAGUUUGUGAAAAUGCAGGAAUAGUCCACUCAGAUUUCACAGUCAUGCAGUAGCUGAGAUCUUGAAGUUUAAUAACUAAACUUUUGCCUAGGUACAGUAAUUUUUUCCAUUUAAAAUUAAAAAAUGUCUUUAUUCUACAAAGUUAUGGUUUAUUUCUGCUCACAGAGAAGCGGACUAUUCAAUUACGAUUUCUGAUAAUUUGUGUGUGAUUAUGCUGAAGCAACUCCAUCAGGGCACACAACUUAUUUUUACUGACAGCAGAAACAAGUCCUUAAUGUCGUUUUGUGACUGCAAGAUAGAUACAAUGAGAUCGGAAUGAUUCUAUGUAUCAGGUCAAUGAACCAGGAGUCAAACAGAACUAGCAGGCAAUACUUUAACUGUUCUAUAGAAAGAGUAAUGAGACACGGCAUCUAAAAUCUCCUUUUCCAGAAAUGCCCAAAUAACAAUUUCCAAAAGGGUUUUUAACUAAUAACAUUAUCUCUCUUCCAAUUAAUAGAUAAUUUUUAUUACUAAACAAAGAAACAAAUAAAGCAAAGCAUUACUAAGAGAUACAGUUUUUAAAUCUAUUUUAUUGGAAGAUAACUUACUCAUUUAUACAUGUACUUCAAGGCAGAAUAUGAAAGCAGAAGACAUAAAAUGGUGUAGGGAGCAGUAGGCUUUGUUUUAAAAAUGUGCAUAAAUGAUCCAGUAUAUUUCCCCUUCGCAUGAGCCAUUUAAUAAAAUGAUAGCUUAUUACACUUUCAAUUAACUUAAGUGGCAUAAUUAGAAAAUUACAUAUUCUGGUUGAAUUUUGAAGAUCAAAAUUCAAUGUCAGAAGAAGGAAACAUUACUUUUCCCAAUUUUGAUAGUAUCUAAUCUAAUGGCACCUUUAGUACUUGUGAUACUGCAAUUGCAUCCAGAAAACACCAUUUUACAUGUGUGUUUCAUUUGCUGUGGAUUGUUACCUCUUGCAGUCUAAAUGUGAAAAGGUCUUUUUUUCAACAAGAAGUAAUUUCCUUCAGACUUUCUUCUGAGAUUUCAGUAGCUAAUAGGAGAGCAAGGAAUGUGUAUCACUAAUCCUUAUUCUGCUUCCUGGGAAAGUAAAUUAUUGUUAUUAAUGGGUUACAGCAAAUGGAAGAAGGAGCAGACCUUAUCUGCAGUGGACUGCAUCCUAUACUUUUGAAUAUUAUAGAAAUCAUAUUGUGUCCUGCUUAGCUUAAAAUUUAGCUUCUUUCUUGGCCUUAAUUACCAGUAAGAGCCUGAGAACGGAAAAAUAUUUGGUGGAAAUAAUCUAUUGCAUCUGUGCAAUGAAAAUAAACUGGCUGACGUGAAAGACAAAUUAAUCUGUAAACACUUUGUUUAUAAUGACUUAAAGGAAAUUGGAAAACUUACUAAUGAGUAUAUUAAAAGCUUUAUCAGGAAACUUGUUUCAGCAGAAUCUUAUGAACAUUUUCAGGUUGUCUUAGAAGGUUACAGUAGAAGUCUUUGCACAUUUCAUAUAUUUUGAUAACUGUAAAUUCCUCUGUCACAUUAAAACACUAAAAUAAUGGAGAGCAAUACUUUUUCUCAUUUGACAUUAAAAUGUGACAGCAGGUCAAUAACUGCCAGGAACUUAAUAUUUUAAGUGGUACAGCAGCAGGGAAGAGAAAACAGCAUUGUGCUAAAAGCUGAAACAAUGCUGGAAAUACAGUAAGAUGCCCAGUAACCUUAUUGACAAACCAAGCUCCUGUUUGUAUUAAACAAAUACCUUGUCUCUGGGUAGAAGUGGAGUAAUAUAACAUACAGAGGAGUAUGGACAUGAAUUAAAAAAAAAAAAAAAAAAAAAAAAAGAGCAGUCACAGCUAAAAACCCUUUCAUAAGCAGCACAAAAUACUGGAAAAUGUCGAAGGAUUGUACCAGCUCCAGAUACAGACCUCUGUAAAGGGCACACUCCAUCCCCAGAGUGGGUGUUCAUCUUACAUCCUCUGCAGAGCUGCAGUGAGAAAACAUGACAAAAUAAUCAAUGGAAGCUACCAGAAUUAAUGUUGGAUGAGGUAGAAAAUAACAAAAUAGACCCAUUUUUCUUUAAAAUUCAAGCAAAUAUUAUGAUGGUGUCCAAGGAAUUAGCACAACUUCUGCAAAGACCUGCAAAUACAAGUAUGUUAACAUUUUUUUCACAAGGUGUAAGCUAUGAUCAAAGGUUGCAACGUCACAAAUAAGACAGCACCUCUCUUUCCACCAAUGAAUUAGCUCAUUCUCUUUUAUCAAUGACUAAUUCAGUGCCAGGAUUUCAGAAAAACUCUGGAGAUUCCCUGGCCAAUAAUAACCUAGUCUGAGAAGGAACCGGAUGACAUUUUCCAAAAUAAAGGGAAAAUUUCUCUGUAAAACUGAUUUUUUUUUUUUCCUUAAUUUUAAAUUUCCAGGUCAACAAUAUAUUGAACAACACUGCAAGUGCACUAACUUCAUCCUCAUCUCAGAGGAAGGAAAACAUAAAUUGCAUGGCUGGUAUCACAUCCUGCUUCAUGCACAGGUGUCUUUGAUGUUCUUUGAGUGAGUGACAAGCCAAAGUUAAACAUUAUUCUGAAAAAUUUUUCUGCAAGAUUGAUGUCAAUAAAAAGUGCUAUAUACAGUA